ACUUUGUGAUUGAAUAUGAAGAUGGGCUGCAUGAACCAGGGGUAUGGCAUUACCAGACGGAAGUUCCUGGAACUCAGACAACAGUGCAGUUGAAGUUGUCUCCGUAUGUCAACUACUCAUUCCGCGUGAUAGCUGUCAAUGAGAUUGGCAGGAGUCAGCCAAGUGAACCAUCUGAGCAGUACCUGACAAAAUCUGCAAAUCCUGAUGAAAAUCCUUCUAAUGUACAAGGGAUAGGCUCAGAACCUGAUAAUUUGGUAAUAACAUGGGAGUCUUUAAAAGGCUUUCAGUCUAAUGGACCGGGGCUUCAGUACAAAGUCAGCUGGCGUCAGAAAGAUGUUGAUGAUGAAUGGACAUCAGUUAUAGUUGCAAAUGUAUCUAAGUAUAUUGUGUCUGGUACACCAACUUUUGUCCCUUAUGAAAUAAAAGUACAAGCUUUAAAUGACCUGGGAUAUGCACCAGAGCCAUCAGAGGUGAUUGGACAUUCAGGGGAGGACUUGCCAAUGGUUGCUCCAGGCAAUGUGCAGGUUCAUGUUAUUAACAGUACGCUAGCAAAGGUGCAUUGGGACCCGGUUCCAAUAAAAACUGUACGAGGACACCUCCAAGGGUACAAAGUUUACUACUGGAAAGUGCAGAGUCUAUCCAGAAGGAGUAGGCGGCAUGUAGAGAAAAAGAUCUUGACUUUCAGGGGAAACAAGACUUUUGGAAUGUUGCCAGGGCUGGAGCCCUAUAGUUCUUACAAGCUGAAUGUUAGAGUUGUUAAUGGUAAAGGAGAAGGACCAGCAAGCCCAGACAAAGCGUUUAAGACCCCUGAAGGAGUUCCUAGCUCACCCUCCUUUUUGAAGAUCACUAACCCAACACUGGACUCUUUGACUCUGGAGUGGGGUUCACCUACCCAUCCCAAUGGUGUUUUGAUAUCAUAUAUACUGAAGUUUCAGCCAAUUAACAACACACAUGAAUUGGGUCCCUUGGUAGAGAUAAGGAUUCCUGCCAAUGAGAGCAGCAUGAUAUUAAAGAAUUUAAAUUACAGUACACGAUACAAGUUUUACUUUAAUGCACAAACUUCAGUUGGAUCAGGAAGUCAGAUAACUGAGGAAGCAGUAACAAUUAUGGAUGAAGCUGGUAUUCUCCGUCCUGCUGUAGGUGCAGGCAAAGUGCAACCACUUUAUCCAAGGAUCAGAAAUGUUACGACAGCUGCCGCUGAGACCUAUGCCAAUAUCAGUUGGGAGUAUGAGGGACCAGAUCAUGCGAACUUUUAUGUUGAAUAUGGUGUAGCAGGCAGCAAAGAAGAUUGGAAAAAAGAAAUUGUAAAUGGUUCUCGAAGCUUCUUUGUCUUAAAGGGUUUAACACCAGGAACAGCAUAUAAAGUCCGGGUUGGUGCUGAGGGCCUGUCUGGUUUUAGGAGUUCAGAGGAUGUGUUUGAGACAGGUCCAGCAAUGGCAAGUCGGCAGGUAGACAUCGCUACUCAAGGGUGGUUCAUUGGUCUGAUGUGUGCUGUCGCUCUUCUGAUCUUGAUUUUACUGAUUGUUUGCUUCAUAAGGAGAAAUAAGGGUGGCAAAUAUCCAGUGAAGGAAAAGGAGGAUGCACAUGCAGAUCCAGAAAUACAACCUAUGAAGGAAGAUGACGGAACAUUUGGUGAAUACAGGUCUCUUGAAAGUGAUGCAGAGGACCAUAAACCUCUAAAAAAAGGAAGCCGGACGCCUUCAGACAGAACUGUGAAAAAAGAAGACAGUGAUGAUAGUUUAGUUGACUAUGGAGAAGGUGUAAAUGGUCAGUUCAAUGAGGAUGGUUCCUUUAUUGGACAAUAUAGUGGUAAAAAAGAGAAAGAACCUGCAGAAGGAAAUGAAAGCUCUGAGGCUCCUUCUCCUGUAAAUGCCAUGAAUUCAUUUGUGUAACCACAGAACUCUAUUCCCUUGUAUCUUCCGUUUGUUUAAAGCACUUGUACAUCCUCCUUCUCAUACUAUGAACAUGCAGGUAACGGAGCUCCUCACCCUGAGACGUUAAUGCUAUGAGAACAUGCAGGUCAAUACAGUUACACAGCAUAAUGACACAUUAAGUGGUAUGUUAUUACAAAUUAAAAUACGAAAUUCAAGUUUUGUUCAAACUUUUUUUUUUAAAGGAACUGACACAAAAAAAUAACAUUGACUUGUAAUUUUAUUUCCUGUUGAA
Messenger RNA from Apaloderma vittatum (bar-tailed trogon), 2166 nucleotides. RefSeq names its product neuronal cell adhesion molecule. The record is from RefSeq and is a predicted model, not a curated record. Gene Ontology annotation, cellular component: axon; plasma membrane. Gene Ontology annotation, molecular function: protein binding. The transcript is spliced from 14 exons. NCBI's taxonomy places the organism in Eukaryota, Metazoa, Chordata, Aves, Trogoniformes, Trogonidae. The annotation marks the transcript as partial. Gene Ontology annotation, biological process: cell-cell adhesion; axon guidance.